This is a messenger RNA of Closterium sp. Naga37s-1, 241 nucleotides long. NCBI's taxonomy places the organism in Eukaryota, Viridiplantae, Streptophyta, Zygnematophyceae, Desmidiales, Closteriaceae. The record is from the annotation of a GenBank genome assembly.
CUCUCCUCAACUGGGCGCUGGCCCUGAGGGACGACCACUCGUGCCUUUAGUUGUCUCCCUCGCCUUACCCCAACUCUCUCCCACCGCCAUUUCCUCCCCCCCUUCUGGCAUCCCCCCUCCCGCCAGCUCUACUCAACUGGGCACUGGCUCUCAGGGACCGCUCGCGCCUGCGCCCCCUCUCCUCCGUUUCCCGCCUGCGCUUAACCCAGGAGGCCCUGCAGCUGCUAAGGCAGGCUGCUAA